GGCACCGAGCAACGUACUCGGGACCCCUUGCAGCUUGCGUCAAUUUUCACACUCGCCAAAUAACCCAGAGCACGCUGCAUGGACUGAGAUUUUCCUGCCGCGACAGCGUCUUAAGAGGUGUGAAUGACAGUGGUCCGCCGUUAUCAACCUCCCAAAAAAGAUCCGCUGGAGCGAAAAAUGAAGAGGGAGAGCGUUCCAGCCCCGUGACGCGGGGCAUCGCGACGGCGCAGACUUUCCAUUUCCUUCCCCCCGUUACACACACACGCAACAUACACACUUCGACGCGGCUGACAUUUUAAACUCCACAUGUCGGCACUGUGCCAGGAACGGCUUGGAACCUCCCCCGGCUGCGUCGCGGUACCGCCAGACUGCGAAAGCGCUUCGGAAGGCCGGCGGGAGCUGAUCAGUCGCAUGUUCGGAAGGGCGGCUCCGGGCACCCUGACGGCCAUCAUGGGACCCUCCGGGGCCGGCAAGACCACGCUCAUGAACGUCCUCUCCGGGCACUACGACAAAGGCUACGAGGGUGAAGUGCAGGUGAACGGCUGGGUGCGGGACACGGAGCUCUUCAACCAGCAGAGCUGCUACGUCAUGCAGGACGACUGUCUGCUGCCCGAGAUUACUGUCAGGGAGGCCCUGACCAUGAGCGUUCAGCUGCGCAUGCCUUCUCUCGACUGCGCCAAGAGGACGCAGCUGGUUGACCACUCCAUCAAGCGUUGGGGGCUCGAGGACUGUCAGAAGACGAGAACUGCUUUCCUCUCCGGCGGUCAACGGAAAAGGCUGGCCAUAUCCCAAGAGCUCAUCAGCAACCCCCCUGUGAUAUUUGUGGAUGAACCAACCAGUGGCCUAGACAGCAUGUCUUCUCUCCGCUGCGUAACUGUGAUGAAAUCUCUGGCGGCUGCGGGGCACACCGUUCUCUGUUCCAUUCAUAAUCCAAGCGCGAAACUCUUCUCCUAUUUUGAUGGGUUGUACAUGAUCUCGGAAGGUAUGUGCAUCUACAACGGCCCCAUCGACAAGCUGUUGCUGUUUCUAAACGCACAGAACCUUCACUGUCCGAUUCACCACAACCCUGCGGAUUUCAUCACCGAAAUAGCGGCGGGUGAAUAUGGAGACGUCUGCAAACGGCUGGCGAAGUCGUUCAGCCCCGAGCACUCAGGGAGCGACAACAAGGUGCUGUAUCAUCAUCCUCUUCUUUCCAAGUACGGCGGGAACAUCAUGACCAAAGAGGAAAAAUCUGAAGAACUGAAGCUUCACAAGGUUACAGUGCACUUCUGGCAUCAGUUUAUGGUGCUGACACGCAGGUGUUUUCUAUGCGUCAUCAGAAACAAGAUAGCAUCUCAGCUUCGCUUCAUAGCGUACGCAAUCUUCGCCAUUAUGCUGACGAUGUUGUACUACGACGUCGGCAAUCAAGCAACGCGGGUCAUGAACAAUGCGUCCAUGUUCCUGCUCGCCCUCUCCAUAAUCCUCUUCCAGUCCGUCAUGCCGACGGUACUCAUAUUUCCCACAGAAAUGAGCGUCUUAUUACGGGAGCAUCGAAACUGCUGGUACAGCCCGGGAAUGUACUACAUAGCCAGGCUCUUGACGGAACUGCCUUUUAUGGUCUUCGGACCUCUCAUCUUGAUGGCAGUGUUGUACUGGACCACAUCUCAACCGCCCGAGCUUUGGCGGGCUGCAGUCUGCAUCUUGUUUGCGAUUCAGUCGUGCUCUGUCAGCCAAGGGAUUGGCUUGGUUGUGUCUGCUUCUACUAGCAUACAGACAGCGCUGUUCGUGGCCCUGCCCGUGGCGUCGCCCUCGUUCCUCUUCAGCGGCUUCUUCGUCCAGGUGCACCACCUGCACCCGGUGAUCGGCUGGAUCACGUACACAUCGCACCUGUACCACUCGCACCAGGGCAUGCUCCAGGCCGUGUACGGUUACGGCAGGGCCGAGCUGGCCUGUGAGGAGGAGACGCUCUGCUUCUUCAGCGAGCCUCGGGAGGCCCUCGCGGAGCUCGGCGCACAGGACGUGGACCUGUGGACCAAAAGCGCCAUCCUGCUGGCCAUGGACGUUUUCUACAAGCUGACCGCCUUCGUUGUGCUAAAAUGGCGCUUGAGGAUUAAGCGCUAACGUCCACUCCAAUUUGUUUUCCACGGUGUACAUAAAACGGCUCGAUUAUCUCGACUCUCUAUUCGCAAGUUUAUAAAGUAAAGUUUAAUGUUGCGUUUGUGCUCGUCCUACCACGGCAAGACUGGAUCCGCGCGCUUCUUUUUCAUGUGUGGACAGCCUGUUCCGUCCAUAGAGUUAUCAUAACGUACGCUAGAGAUUCAGCUGGUGCUAGUUUGCUGUUGCAAAUUUAAGCAGACAGCAAGAAUUGGAAAAUUGACUUGCAUGCCUAUGGGAAAAAACGGGUGCAUUCUUUCUCGGCACUUGCUUAUAAGAGCAAACAUUACAAGUAAUCCUAGCGUAGUAAAUAGCUUGAAACAUUUUUCAAUCACAGAAAUAAAAAUAUUGGUAAGUCA
This is a messenger RNA of Ixodes scapularis (black-legged tick), 2492 nucleotides long. RefSeq names its product ATP-binding cassette sub-family G member 1. The transcript is spliced from 14 exons. Gene Ontology annotation, molecular function: ATP binding; ABC-type transporter activity; ATP hydrolysis activity. The record is from RefSeq and is a predicted model, not a curated record. NCBI's taxonomy places the organism in Eukaryota, Metazoa, Arthropoda, Arachnida, Ixodida, Ixodidae. Gene Ontology annotation, cellular component: plasma membrane. The coding region runs from base 307 to 2100 and encodes 597 amino acids.